AUGUACGGGCCUUCCGCAGGGAGUUUGAUGGUUCAAGUCGUCAUCUUGCAGUGUAUCAUUUGGGAGUUGCUGGAGACGAAUGCUGAGAUUGAGGACGAUGGGAAGCUUCAUGUCAAGAUGAGGAAAUCAAAUGUUUCGAGGCAGUCCGUUUCCGGGUUGGGGCUCGGCGGGAAUGGUGGAGUCGGGUCAUUUUCAGGGUUGACCCCUCGCCCGUCGAAUUUGACCGGAACCGAGAUUUACAUCCUGAGCUCGUCGCGGAAUCCGACUCUCAGGGGUUGGAAUUUGAAUCCGGUGGAUUUUUAUUCGAUGAUGGGAGUCCAGGGGUUUGGGUCGGGGCAGGUCCUCCCGCGGGCCGAUUCCCUGGCCGUCGAAUUUCGAGGAGAAUUGCGCCAAUAUGGCUACGGCGUGUCUCCGAGAUUCGGGUACUACCCUGCUUUGAGCCCCGAAUUCUCUUCCGCCGCCGCCACGGCAACAGCUCUGGCAAAGGGAGCGAAGAGCAAUACUCUGGUGGCAGGAGCAAGGGCGACAUUACACCCGAGUAGCAACAAUGGUGGCAUUGGAAAAUCGAAUCAUGAAGCCAAGGAACAUAUGUUCGUCUGGAGCUCCAUGUUUUCGGUGGAUUGA
Molecule: messenger RNA, 624 nt
Organism: Linum tenue
Lineage: Eukaryota; Viridiplantae; Streptophyta; Magnoliopsida; Malpighiales; Linaceae
Source: the annotation of a GenBank genome assembly